Molecule: messenger RNA, 835 nt
Organism: Metschnikowia bicuspidata var. bicuspidata NRRL YB-4993
Lineage: Eukaryota; Fungi; Ascomycota; Pichiomycetes; Serinales; Metschnikowiaceae
Exons: 1
Coding region: 165-701 (178 amino acids)
Source: RefSeq, a predicted model, not a curated record
GGAGCCGAAACUCCUAGAAUGGGUGUUGAGCUUUGAGAAAGGAAGUACCAUUUUUUCUGAAGACACAUUGCGUCAGCCAGAUUGAUGUUGGCCUAGAUUUAAGAAAUAUCUCUAUUUAAAGUUGAAACAAACAAGUUAAUAACUCAGCUUUGGCCCACCAAAUAAUGGCUCGAGCGGGUGUGCAUAUAUAUAGCCGGGAUCAGGACAGUGUUGAAAUCUGUGGGGUUUCAGCUGGGCGGAUGGACAAAGGAAAAGUGACUUUGACCAUACGGGAGCUGAGCAUUUGGACGGGUAGAAUACGCCGUGGCUUGCCCAAGGCGUGCGGCAAACUACCAGUAGAGGUACUGCAGUAUACAUCUAGUGACGGCAUGAUCAGACACCGGUGCAGGACUAAUCGAUGGAAGAAUCUGGUCAAGGCAAUAGGGGCGAGACAGGGCCUACCCCAGAGGCCAAAGACGAAGCAGAGGAAUCGCCGAAGAUGCAAGGGGGUCAUGAAAGAAAAGGAAAAUAAGGGUGAUGGAAAGAAAAGGGACCUUGUGGCAGGCAAGCAGUUGCGCAGAAAAGCCAAUGAAGCAGGAAAAAAAGCUAGCGGUCAAACGAACGGCACGAAGGCAAGACGAGUGAGGCCCAAGAGAGACGAGACCAGACAAACAAGGACAGAUGAAUACACGCAGAAAAGAUCCCAGCAACACCAAACAUAAACAGAUAAAUUGAUAAAUGAUUGAAUUAUUAAACGAAUCCAUAAGUAAAUGAAUUAAUAAAAUAUAUCUAAUAGAUUAAUAGGUGAAUAGAGUACUAUCGUUCGCGAGGGUACAUCUGUCAAUUUAAACAAUAC